This is a messenger RNA of Colletotrichum godetiae, 1277 nucleotides long. RefSeq names its product dienelactone hydrolase. Bases 437 to 1195 code for a protein of 252 amino acids. The record is from RefSeq and is a predicted model, not a curated record. Lineage: Eukaryota; Fungi; Ascomycota; Sordariomycetes; Glomerellales; Glomerellaceae. The transcript is spliced from 3 exons. Gene Ontology annotation, molecular function: hydrolase activity.
CCCGAAAGAGUUUGUGUGUUUUCAUCAGGGUGCCAUUUUGUCUCAUCGAGAGGGGGGGCACAGCGUCCGAGUUACCAGUCGAAUCUCCCCUUUGAUGGAUCGGAACGGAUCUCGGCCCACCCAGAACUACGAAUAGAGGUACGAAUAGAGGGCCGGCCUUGGCGAGUAGUCUCCGUCAAGAGAUCCAGUUGCUUGGGUUGCUUGGUAAUUCCUCACGUCAACGGCCCCAACUUGUCUAAAACCCCCCGGCGCUGAACAUCCGUGGGCCCCUCCAAAGGUCAAUGACGCCCCUCCCACGUCCUGCUUGAGCUUCAGACUCUUUAAGGGCGCCGGGGCCCUGCUCUUCGUCCGACCCUGCUAUCUUGGUUCUCCUGUUCUCUGUGAUAUCGUCUUCUUACAACCUUUAACUCUUUACAGUAAGAUAACAACAGUCAAUAUGGCAUCCAACCCUCCUGGACAAUGCUGCACCGUCGGUGUCAAGCACGAAGGCACCCCUCAGGGCAAGAAGAUCACCGUCGCCGGCAAGUAUGAGGGCUACCUCGCCGAGGCUCCCGCCGAUAAGGCGCACAAGAACACCGGCCUCCUCUACGUUGCCGACGUCUUUGGCAUCUGGAACAACUCCCAGCUGCUCGCCGACCAGUUCGCCGCCAAUGGCUACACCACCUUGAUUGUCGACCUCUUCAACAAGGACCAGUUGUCUGUCCCCAUGCCUGCGGGCUUUGAUAUCAUGAAGUGGUUCAGCGAGGGCAGCGAUGGCAAGAACCCCCAUACCAAGGAGACCGUUGACCCCAUUAUUGUCGAUACCCUCAAGUACAUGCAGACCGAUCUCGGUCUCACCAAUAUUGGUGGUCUCGGCUACUGCUUCGGCGCCAAGUACGUUGUCCGCCACUACAAGGACGGCAUCAAGGUCGGCUUCUCCGCCCACCCCAGCUUCGUCGAUGAGGAGGAGCUCGCCGCCAUCACCGGCCCCUUCUCCAUCGCCGCCGCCGAAACCGACAGCAUCUUCCCCGCCGAGAAGCGUCACAAGUCUGAGGAGAUUCUGCAAAAGACCGGCCUGGCCUACCAGAUCAACCUCUACUCUGGCGUCGAGCACGGCUUCGCUGUCCGUUGCGACUUGAGCAAGAAGGUUCAAAAGUACGCUAAGGAGCAGGCCUUUUACCAAGCUGUCGCCUGGUUCGAUGAACACCUUGUUUGACUAGAUGAUGGACGUGGGGGAGAAGCCAGGCUGUGAAUGAUGGGUGCCGCAGCUGAUAUCAGAAUUGCGCGCGGAUUUAGGA